ACAGUGAUAACGAUAUUCGAUGUACACAUCACUACAAAAUACUUGGACGAGUAUGUCGGCUAAAGAAGUCGUAUACUCGAAGUUAAGUAGUGAUGUAAAUACUAAAUAUUGAUAGUUAUUAGUUUAACGUUUGCAAGUUUUUGGUGCAAGUUAUUUAUGUUCGUGUUUUUCUAGUCAUUCUGUCAUGACGAGUGUAUUUUUUUACCGUGUUAAAUUAUUUAAUCAAAGUUCGUGGCCCUCAAUUAUAACUAUUUUAUAAAGAGGCGAGUUUUGUAAUCGCAAUGAGCUGGUUUAAUCAGUUCGACACCUCUGGAUUCGCUAGUUUAGCGAAAACAGCGUUGAAAGAAGCCCAAAAAACCAUCGACAAAGCGUUGGAUAUCAAAGACGAAGAUGAUGGUGAUGAAGCGUCUGCGACCAAUCCACCAUCAGAAGUGGGCGAUAAUGAUUCUUCACAAAAAAUAUCCAAACUAGGUUCUAGUCUGUGGAGUUCAUUUACAAACUCGGUAUUCGAAAGUGAAGAUGAUCCUGCAGAGAAACAAAAUGAAAUGAGAUCAAGCAUGUCAUUGGAUUUAUCUUCAGUCGUCGCCAACCAACCAGCUCGCUCCUCUUCUGGACCAACAUCGACCACACGAGAUGAUCAAUUUAAUGUCAUCGAACUCGAUUCUGAGCCAAAUGUUGAUGUUGUUCACAGAACUCGCCGUGAAAGUUGUAGCAAUGCUAAUCGCCUCUCUGCAGUAAGUUGUGAUAGUGAUCGAAAGUCUACAAUUUCUACUGAUAGUGUUGAAGUACUUGGAUCUACUUCCACUACCACACCAGAAUCAUCCGUAGAAGUCAUUACGUCCAGUUCAGUAGAAGUAUUAGCUGUUGUAUCCGAGCCAAACAGGACAAAUGAAAAACAAUAUUCCCCCGAUGCUAUUGAACCAAUACCAGAGCUAGUUGAAGAUGAAGACAGCCUUACUUGUUCAAUAUCAGAUAACGUAACGUGUAUGCCUAACGAAGAGACUAUUUUACCACAUCAUGCAGAAAUGCUAAUGCUUAAAUCAACAACAUCGUCAUUAGACAUUUCCUUAACUGAUUUAUCAUCGCCUCAUGAAAAUUCUGGCGCAUUAAAUGUAUUAGAAGAAGAAACUACAGAAUCGAUGAGCAAUCAAAACACUCUACAACCUCAAGACACGUCUGUUAAAACAACAGACGAUAAAACAAAUACUCAAAGCCCUUCAAAUACUUUGAAUCUUAGUAGUUCAACGACUGAUUUGUUGAAAUUAUCGGAUACGACUUUAGAAAGUAGCAGUUGCGACGAUGAAACUAUGGUUGGUAGUGCAUUAGAUGAAGUGGAAACAGCAGGCUCUGGGGAUGAUGUACGUGAACAAUCUCCUCAUGUUUCUGUUGACAACCACUCGGAUUUUGUAAAAAUUGGUUCGAGUGGAACUAAUUCUUGUGAUGAACUCGAAACAUGGACGUCAUCAGAUAUUGAAGUCAUAUCAAGUCCUGCGACUAACGAAGAUAGUGAAAGUAACGCCUCGCAUCGUCAUAGUCCUGUUAAAUACCAACCGUAUAAUUUAUCGUCUUAUGUAUCAGGACACCAACAAGGGGCCAAAGAUUUUGAAGAUCUUCAAAAAAAAGUCGUUGAACUCAAUUCCAUAGUCAAAGCUAGAGAAUCGAAAUUAAUUGAUUUAAGUAAAAAAAAUGCUGAAUUAGCUGCUAGCAACUCUGAUAUGAAAAGCCAAAUAGAUUAUUUAAAUUCGAGUCAUUUAAACGAAGAAUACACACAAAGAUUAGCAACAAUGGAAAAGAAAUUUCAACAAGCGAUUAGGGAGAAAGAUCAGUUACAAAAACAACUAGAUCAAAACAAAAAUUCCGCUCAAUUUAAAAACUUGAUCGAAGACAAAGAUACUUUAAUUAAAGAACUACGAGAUGAAGGUGAAAAACUAAGUAUACAACACCUAAAUUUGAACAACAUAAUAAAAAAACUUAGAGCAGCCGAAAAAGAAUCGCAAAAAUCUAUAAACAAGUACAAAGAACAACAAGAAAAAUCAUUUCAGGAAUUAGAAAGGAUAAAAAAAUCAUUGGUAGCCAAAGAAGAAAUGGAGAGAAGUCAAAUUGAAGCGAUUCAUCAAUUGACAAAGACUAACCAAAAUGUUGAAAAAGAAAAUAUAAGUUUACAAAGUCAAGUAGAUAAUUUGACUUCAACACUUGUAUCACUACAAAAAAAUAUUCAGGAUAAAGAAAAUAUAAUAAUAGAAUUAAAAAAAAGUGCUAAAGAAUUAAAACUUUUGGAAGACAAUAAACAAAAUGUAGAAGAUAAGUUAGCCGAAAAAAAUAUACAAUGUGAACAAAUGGAUACUGUAAUAAGUAAUUUAAAAUCAAACUUGUAUAAGAUUGAAGAAAAUAAACACAUGGUUAUGAAAGAGUUAAAACAGGAAAAUCUCUCGUUAAUAAGAAGACUGGAAGAAUCUGAAAGAAAGUUACAAAAUUCAUUACAAGAGACUUUUAGAACUACUCAACCGCUUGUAAAAGAACUAGAGGAAAAGUCAAACGUCUUAAAAGCAUUAGAGAGUGAUUUCGAAAAACGAGAACAGUUGCAGCUGAAAACUAUAGGUGAUUUGCAAGCGACAUUGGAAAUCUCCGAACAUAAAUUCAAAAUGAUGGACGCUAAAAUUAAUGAAGCCAAUGUUUCUAUUAAAAAGUACAAGGAACGAAUCGAAAACCUAAUAGGAAGUGAAAACUUUUUGAAGGCUGAAAUUGAUAAACUCAAGGAAGAAAGUAGAGUUUUAAAUUUUAAAUUGGACGGAUUUUCCAAAUUAGAAAGUGAAGCUGCAAGUAACAGAAAACAAUUGGCUGAUGCUGCAUUACGAAUUCAUACUCUUGAAAAUGAAUUAAAACUAGAAAAAGAAAAAAGUAGCUUAGAAGUUGAAAAAAGAAAAAAAUUACAAAAUGAAAUUCAAGCUCAGCAACUAGUCACAUCUCAUGUUUCUCAUCAGUCGUCUCCCAGUACUAGUGUCGGCGUUCCAUCUAUGGAAGAAUCUUCCUUUUGGCCAUCUUUUGCCGAUGACGACAGGAGCUCAAUAACUGAAAGAGCAGGCAGUGUUUACGAUUCUAUGAGACCAUCGUUUAGCAAUACAACGACAAUUUUAGAAAAUUUACAGUCUCAGAUAAAGCUAAAAGAAGGAGAAGCACAACAGCUGCAAUGGGAGUUGUCCAGAAGAGAUCAUGAAAGGGAUCAGUUGACGACGGAAUUAGCUGCUUUAACUGUCAAAGUAGAAGAACAGUCAGCUUCACUGACGGAAUUGUUAGACUUGCAAAAGAGGUACGAUGCACUGUUACAGUUAUAUGGUGAAAAACUUGAGGAAUGUGACGAGUUGAAAUUAGAUCUCCAAGAUGUGAAAGACAUGUAUAAAGCACAGAUUGAUGAACUGCUCAAAAGAGAUAAAACCGGGUAAUCUUUUACAUAUUACCAAUAAAAUGGUUCAUCGUUAUGAGCUAAUAUUAUAAAAGGCUACUAUAGUAUUUAUAUUUCGGCUUUAUUUGCAAGUUAUAAAAAAAAAAGACAAAUUUACUCAAAAUACUACUAUUAUUAUUAUUCCAAAUUAUAUUUACCACCUUGUCAUUGUUUAUUUUGUUAUCUGUUGGUUAUUAUUUUAUUGUAAAAAUAUUUUAAGAUUUAUUUGUUUGUUUAAGCGUACACAUUUUUUUAGUGCAAUUUACUCCUAUUAAUAUUCUGUAUGUU
Molecule: messenger RNA, 3727 nt
Organism: Adelges cooleyi (spruce gall adelgid)
Lineage: Eukaryota; Metazoa; Arthropoda; Insecta; Hemiptera; Adelgidae
Gene: Tmf
Product: TATA element modulatory factor
Exons: 19
Coding region: 282-3440 (1052 amino acids)
Cellular component (GO): Golgi apparatus; endoplasmic reticulum
Source: RefSeq, a predicted model, not a curated record